Molecule: messenger RNA, 974 nt
Organism: Paramacrobiotus metropolitanus
Lineage: Eukaryota; Metazoa; Tardigrada; Eutardigrada; Parachela; Macrobiotidae
Product: MICOS complex subunit Mic10-like
Exons: 4
Coding region: 262-657 (131 amino acids)
Cellular component (GO): MICOS complex; mitochondrion; mitochondrial inner membrane
Source: RefSeq, a predicted model, not a curated record
UGGUGGCAUUGCUGCUUCAGAUGCUUUUCUGACUUUUCCGGAAAAAAAGAAGCCGCAGGAUUUCUCGUUGUCGUGUCAGUCUCCGACUUUCAUGAGUUUUUAUGAAUUACAAUAAUUCUCAGUAGGUUUUUAUAACUAUUGUCGGAGCUAUCGUUUUCGGUGGGUAGCUACCGCCCUUACAACACAAUCUUGGCUGGAAUCGCCGUUGACUACAAGGCAGGCACGCAAUAAGGCAAGACUAAGAGUCACAAGAGAUUGAAAAUGCCCCAACAAGUGGAGAUUGUUCGAUCCGAAGACGAACUCGGAAAGAAGUGGGACCGAUGUCUUUCUGAUGGACUUAUCAAAGUCGGAGGUGGUGUGGCCAUCGGAGGACUUCUCUCCUUGUUGUUCUUCAAAAGGAGGGCAUGGCCAAUCUUGUUCGGGACUGGUGCGGGCUUCGGGAUGAGCUAUAGCAACUGCCAGAAUGCUUUUCACAAUCCUUAUCAAGCGGGGCCGGUGCGGAGGAAGCCGGUCGCCGCUCCUCCGUCGCCAUCUACGGUCUCCUUACCGAAGCCCUCGCAGCCUGUUCAUUCGGCUCUGGAAUCGCAUCCUCCUCAAUUUAGUGAUCAAGAGAUGAAAGAUACGUCCACGAAGCCCGCUGUACCGAAGAAACAGUAGUUGACUAAUUAUUGGUUACUGUGAGCGUGCAUUUGAACUUUUGAUGUUAUGAUCGGCAGAUAUGUUUCUUCAGUACGAGCAUACAUUUCUCCAGUACGGGCAUACGUAAUUAUUUAUAUGGUCAUGAGUUGCAGGUGUGCUAAUGUGGAAUGCAGCAUUUUGGAGAGCAGUCCAAAAUAGUUUAGACUGGCUGCUGGUUUAUGUUAAUUUUGUUUGAUUCAAGACUUUUCGAUGUGAUCUGAAGGCUGUGAACCCAGUAAAUUACUGAGUUCUGGCGGCAGUGACAUCGUGUGUGUAAUAAAAUGAAUUGUUGCGGA